Pieris brassicae (large cabbage white) is the source of this 3673-nucleotide messenger RNA. It is a transcript of the gene SCRB4, whose product is annotated as protein peste-like. NCBI's taxonomy places the organism in Eukaryota, Metazoa, Arthropoda, Insecta, Lepidoptera, Pieridae. Gene Ontology annotation, cellular component: membrane; cytoplasm. The transcript is spliced from 10 exons. Bases 160 to 1656 code for a protein of 498 amino acids. The record is from RefSeq and is a predicted model, not a curated record. Gene Ontology annotation, molecular function: scavenger receptor activity.
CAAGUGUGCUUCGGACGUCGAAUAGCGCGCACGUUUUACUUUAAUAAUGAAUUGUUAACUUGUGUUUAUCGUGUAAUCUAUGGAAUGUUUUUGUGACACUGGGUGAGAACAGAAUUCAAAAUUGAAUACUUUAAAGGUCCGAGUGUGUUCGCGUGCGCCAUGCGGCUGCGGGCGGCGCAGUGGCGGCGCGCGGGAUGCGUUUUCGCCGCACUGCUGGCCGCUGCUGCGCUCGCCGCCGCGCUUUCGUGGAACUCCAUAUUCGAAUCUGUUUUCACCUCUCAACUAGCCCUGAAACCAGAUGCAAGAUCAUUCCGUGACUGGGUGGCCCCGACAGUGCCUCUCUUCUUCGAAGUGUAUCUUUUUAACUGGACCAACCCGGAGAGCUUUCCGGAAGAGAUCCCCAAUUUGGUGGAGUUAGGUCCCUACGUAUUCCGGGAGCACCGGCAUCACGUGAACAUCUCUUGGUUUCCGGAGAAUGGUACGGUGGCGUACAUGACACAGCGGAGUUGGCACUACGACGCGGAGGCCAGUAAUGGCACUCUUGAUGACAAUGUUACCAUCGUCAAUGUUAUUGCUGCAUCAGCAAUAUACCGUGCCAGGUAUUGGGGCUACCUCCGCCAGAAGACUUUGUCUAUGGCACUGGCCAUGUUUGGACAGGGCAUAUCAGUCUCCAAAUUGGCUGGGGAGCUGAUGUUUGACGGGUAUGAUGACCCUCUAAUGGAUAUUGCUAAGAACCUUCCCGCCAGCACAACUGGAGGUGCACCCCCAUUGGAUAAAUUUGGACUGUUUUAUGGGAGGAAUAAUUCUAUAGACACCGACGGUUAUGUUGAAAUAACGACAGGCGAGGUUCCCGGGGUCCUGCCAGGUCAGAUAGUUCGGUGGAAUCAUCUUGACCACCUGCCGUACUACGAGGGAUCUUGUUCAAAGAUGGCUGGUAGUGCGGGUGAGUUUAUGCCCCACAACCUGACAGAAGAGUCCCAGCUCGAAAUCUUCAUGGGAGAUUUGUGUCGUACUGUUUACUUCGACUAUUCUGAGACAUGUACUAAUCAGGGGCUCACCUACCAUAAGUAUGAGCUGACUGAAACCAGCUUUGAUUUUUCGCCGCUAACGCCUGACCAUACCUGUUUCUGUGACGAGGAGUGUGGCUGGCGCGGCGUGAUGAAUGUUUCCGCAUGUCGGUAUGGAGCACCCGCCUUCCUCUCUUUACCACACUUCCUACAUGGGGAUCAGGAGCUCCGGGAAAAGGUCCAAGGUCUCAAUCCUGACCCUAAAAAACAUUCCUUCUACUUUGGCGUUGAACCGAAACUGGGUGUACCUGUCGACGUGUCAGCGAGGUUUCAGUUCAACGUGUUCAUAGAACCUACACCUAAUAUUGCGUUGUUCGAAUCGGCCCCACGGAUGCUGUUCCCCGUAUUCUGGGUUCAGCAGAAAGUGAUGAUUGAUAACAAACUGGCAUCGGAGUUGCGAAUGGUGCGCGCUGUAUCGGAUUGGGGUGCCACAAUAUGCGCGUGCGUCGCCCUAACAUUCGCGGGGAUCAUAACACUUGCGUCGUGUUGCAAGAAAUCUCAAUUAAAGAAACCAAAAGAUAUUAUAGUAACGUUAGAGAGGCCAAGGGACGAAGCCGAAAUGAAAUUGAAUCCUAGUGAGAAGCAGUGAGUGUUUGUGAUAUUACAAUUGUAAGGACCUACGUAAGCUCAUUGCUUGGAAGAGGAUAAAUAGCGGAUGUUAUAUUUUAAAAUCUCUACGAUAUUCGACAUUACCUCGGGCAAGUGUGUGCAUGUAUUAAGCGCAAUUUAAUAACCUUAAAAACGAAAUUGUUUAAUUUUUUUUAGAUUGACAAAUGAUUAUGAAACACCAUAACUAACUUAUGUUAAAAUUGGCCGGAUAUCGAAUAUCCUUCAAGGACUACUAAACCUACUAAUAAACUUGAUUUGGCGCUAUUGUUUAUAAUGAGUUUAAUGUGUGUGCUGUGAAGCAAAUUAAAUUGAGUCAAAUACAACAUUCAUGAUAGUAGCUUUCGUAUGAGCAAUAAGCUUUCCCAAUGCAUGUAUUAUUUGUAGCAGAUAAUGCUUAAUUACGCCACUAAAAUAAUUUGGGACCAGGGACCUACUCCUUUGUUGCCCCGAACCCUCCAGACCUCAAAAUCUGGCCCUGGUAAAUAAUUCAAAUUGACAAUUGGCAAACGCUUAAUACACUUGUUAAAGCCACGCUUAAUACAUUGGUGAUCAGUGAAAGGAUUUUCAUACAAUAUUUAAAAAUAACAACGAAAGAUAUCUUUCCUUACCUAAAAUAAACUCGACCGAGUAAUUUAGCAGUAACAAUAAUUUUGUAUGGAAAUCCCGCUGUGUUGAUUAAAAACCGUAAAAAUCUACGAGCUUCUAAAGCUUAAAAUUAAAUAUUUAUUUUGUAAAAUUGAAUUUGUGAAUAUCAUGACAAGUUGCUGUGACUAUAGACUAAUUUACUCAAUAUAAUAUAACAAGUACAUUAAUGUAUACGUUGAUUUUUGUGUUUGUUUUAAUAUAAUGUUUGGUCGUGGUCUCCUACGCCUAUUUUUGAAUGACGCUUGCACAGGAACGCACGCGGCGGCCGAGUAUGCGCAAGGCGAAGGAAACGUCUGUCUUAAAGUUCAGGCGCACGAGAUCGCGGUUUUACAUUCCAUCCCAGGAGAAAGUACACUAUAUGUUAACUAUAUUUAGCUAAUUUUAAUGCUAUGUAAAUAUUUUUCGUCCUUACUGUUAGCUGAAACGAAUAUGUAUAUUUUUAGACGAAUAGUUUGACGUAAGUACACCGAUUGUAGCAUUUUUCAUAGUUUUAUAACAUAUCGAAACCAGGUUUUUAUUAUUUUUUAUAAGUAAUAAUAUAAGCACCAUUUAUCUAUGCGUUAAUGCAUUGAUUUUUCUUGUAUAAAAUUGUUUCUAUCACCACAAUUAAUGAUUUCCACAAGAACAUAUUUUUAGAUUUAUGAUUUUGUAAUGACGGUUCAGUACCGAAAUAUAGACCAAUUCAGCACAGGUCCUCUGUUACUUCCAAUAUCAACUGUUGUCUUUAGGUCAUGUUCACGCAAUAGCGCUGAUUUCCUAAGGAUCGCGCCGUACAAAAACUCGACAUUAAAAUCGGGAUCGCUACUGAAAAAAUGUUCAAGACCAGUUUUUUAAAUUCUUUGUCAAUUUUGUUUGUAAUAUUGCUGUUAUUAGAGAAAUAUCUUAUGGAUCUUGAAACUUUUAUUCAUAUUAAAGGAACCCAACUAGCGUAUAAAUUAAUAACAGAUAUAUUUACUAAUAAAACCUGUACAAUGUCCCCUAUUAUAUGACAUAUUUCGUGUGGAUAUCGGAAAGUAGAUUAAAAUCUACACGAAGUACUUUACGAUUACUGUCUUUUAGAUGAGAUUAUUAUAGAUAUGAACAAAAAUUGAACCAACCUAACAAUUGUAUUUUCUUACUAUGAAUGCUCUUGUAUAGCCUAGAAAGAGUAUGUUUUAUUUAUCAAAUUAAGUUUUAUUCUAAAAGAUCUAGUGGUUGCCGACUGUUCUGACUGCUCAAGAGGCAAUACAUUAUGAUUGUGAUUAUACUAGACAUAUGAUAGCUCUCUAUGUCUUUUUUGGCAAAUGUCAUACAGGGUUAAAAUGCAUUCCAUAACAACGAUGUGAUGUUGAUAUUAAAUUAAUUGUUUUAAG